Messenger RNA from Lactuca sativa (garden lettuce), 600 nucleotides. RefSeq lists its product as uncharacterized. NCBI's taxonomy places the organism in Eukaryota, Viridiplantae, Streptophyta, Magnoliopsida, Asterales, Asteraceae. Gene Ontology annotation, molecular function: zinc ion binding; nucleic acid binding. The record is from RefSeq and is a predicted model, not a curated record.
AUGGUCCUGCAGCAACAAUAUCGUGAGAAAGGGUUUAAAAAAUAUUGUGAAUUAAUCUCAUAUCUUCUUGUGGCUGAACAAAAUAAUGAGCUCUUAAUGAAAAAUCUCCAAUCACGUUCGACAGAUUCUAGUCCAUUCCCUGAAGUGAAUGCAACAUCAUCUAAUUAUAACGGAUGUGGGUCUAACCGUGUCCGUGGCCGUGAUCGUGGUCGAGGUCGUGGACGUGGUGGAGGCCGUCAUAAUAAUCUUCCCAACAAUAAUAAUAAUAUAAGUAACCACCAGAAGUGGGAAUGUAACAAAAACCCACAUCCUAAUGAUAAAAAUGGCCAAGGCAAAAAGAAAGUUGAAAAUGUUUGUCACCGAUGUGGAAUGACCGGUCAUUGGUCGCGUACAUGUCGCACUCCAAAGCAUUUUGUUGAUCUUUAUCAAGCUUCUCUAAAAUAUAAAGAAGGAAAAAAUGCGGAAACAAAUUUCGUUCAAAAUUAUUUUUACGAAGAUCAACUAGAAAUGGGACAUUUGAAUGUCGCCGAUUAUCAAGCCAACACGGAAGAGACAAGCGGUGUUAUGGAUGGUGAUGGAAGUACCCAAUUUUUCCCAUAA